Messenger RNA from Tripterygium wilfordii, 957 nucleotides. Its product is annotated as ribonuclease 1-like. Bases 1 to 957 code for a protein of 318 amino acids. Gene Ontology annotation, molecular function: RNA binding; ribonuclease T2 activity. NCBI's taxonomy places the organism in Eukaryota, Viridiplantae, Streptophyta, Magnoliopsida, Celastrales, Celastraceae. The record is from RefSeq and is a predicted model, not a curated record. The transcript has 5 exons. Gene Ontology annotation, cellular component: extracellular region. Gene Ontology annotation, biological process: RNA catabolic process.
AUGGCAAGAGAGUUUCAAGCUCGCAAUUUGAUUACAUGGGUAGUUGAAAUUAUAGUGAUGAUAUAUUUAGCAUCUCCUACAAAAGCACAAACUGGCCCCUAUCACUUGUUGAUGUUUGCCUUGAAAUGGCCUCCCUCCUAUUGUAACUCCAUUGCAAGGCCAUGCCAAGGUCCGAUCCUAGCUGACUUUACCAUUCAUGGUCUCUGGCCGAUGUAUAAUUUAACUCAGAGCCAUUCGUUGCUAAAGACUAUUGAUAUGGUCCCUCCCUACAAUGAUACUGGAUGCAAUGACAUCCCACCGAUGUCAUCGGAAAAUAUUACGUAUCAACUGCUUCAUCUAAUAAUAAAUGAUUUGACGACAUAUUGGCCGGACGUUGAGAAUCCCGAAAGCCAGAAUUCAAACGAAAACGUUUGGCAGUAUCAAUGGAAAAAGCAUGGGAUGUGUUUUGAUACGCCUGAUACUCCUUUACAUUAUUUCACAACGGCUGUGGAUCUCGCAAAACAGUUUGACCUUCUCGAUACACUCCUUACAAGAGGAAUCGUUCCCAGUAAUACAUAUGGAUAUUCUAUUCAAGAGAUUUCAAGGGCUUUGUGGUUUGUUCUAGGAAAACGAGCUACAAUUUUUUGCAACGAAGUAGAAGAAGGAAAUGGCCGCAAGAGUAAACAGUUAGCUGAGAUUAGAACAUGCUUGGAAAAGGGAGGAAUCGUUCUCAGUAAUAGAUAUGGAUAUUCUCUUAAAGAGAUUUCAAAAGCUUUGUGGGAAGCGCUAACCGACACUAACAAUGGAGGAAGCCUCCGCCUCCGUGGCUCUACACCUGACUUAUCCCAGGGGAGUGAGGCAGGACUCGAACCCCUUACCUCUUUAAGGGAGGCGAGAGCCACUACCAUUACACCAUUGGGUUAUUUUAAUUGCGGACCAGGGACCAAUCACACAAUUGAGUUUCCCAUUCCUAGUUAA